Molecule: messenger RNA, 1631 nt
Organism: Cuscuta campestris
Lineage: Eukaryota; Viridiplantae; Streptophyta; Magnoliopsida; Solanales; Convolvulaceae
Source: the annotation of a GenBank genome assembly
AAUAAAAAAUAUUUCAUUGUGUUCCGUUGUCUCGUACAUUUAUUUCUAAAUUCAAAUAUUCAUUUACAUCGCUUUCUUUAUCCAAUUUCAUUAUGUUAUGUUGUCUCUUUUUGCAUGGAAAGUGGGAAUGGAGUGAAGCAAUUUUUGGUAGGGUAUUUUGAGGGUAGAAAGGAAGAGGGAUAUGUUGUGCUUGAAGAUCCAUUGUGGGAAUUCUAUGAUGCUUUGAGUGUUGGAUUGGGAGUGGGUGAUUUUUUGGACAUUGACUCGUUCUUUGAACUCACAACUCCUAUUGAUUCAGGUAGCAACCAAUUGAAUGAACAAGACAUGCCAAACAAUCAAAACGGCGCGCCACCCGCACCACCGCCGGGAGACGGCGGGAAUGGAAGCGGCAGCGGCGAUAAACCCCAAAAGAUCCCUCUUUCCGCGCAGAGAGAAAGGACGGGGAAGCUGAAGGUGAAGGACUUUGCAGGGUACCUCCAUCUCCCGAUAGAGGAAGCUGCCCGGAGAAUGAACAUCUGCCCGACGGUGAUGAAGAAGAUCUGCCGGCGAGACGGGCUGGUGCGGUGGCCCUACCGGAAGAUCAGAAGCAUCCAGAGGAAAAUCGCCGCCAGGUCCAAGGCCUUGUCCGGUGACGACCCCGACGAGCGCCGCCGCGCCCAUCUCGAAAUCCUUGACCUUCAGCAGCAGCUCGCCGCCAUUUCUCAAGCAUUCUUGGUGUGGAGUUUUCCGACAAUGGAGUCUACCAUAUACGAUGAUGUCUUUGCCUGGGACUUCUCUGAUGAGUUCCUUGGGCUCUUUGACUGGGCUGAGGAAGAUCCACUCUCUCUACUCAUCAACGACCAACCUCCAUUGUAUCCGGCAGACGAGGAGGUUUUGCCAUCUUCUAAUGGAGCUUGCAGCUUCAAAAGAGGAUCUAAAAAGGAUGGUGGAAACAAAAAGGGAGCAAAACAAAAGUUUGCAUUCAAAAUAAAGUCAGUUAUUGAAGUACUUGAUGAUGGCUACAAGUGGAGAAAGUAUGGCAAGAAGAUGGUGAAGAGCAGCCCGAAUCCGAGGAACUACUACAAGUGCUUGGUGAAUGGCUGCCCAGUGAAGAAGCGAGUUGAGCGGGAGAAAGAAGAUCCAAGAAAUGUGAUAACAACCUACGAGGGCACCCAUAACCAUGAAGCGGACUUCAUGUUGUGGCAAUGCACGAUCCAAGACUAUUUGGUCCAGCAAGGUCUUGAUUUAGCAUUGCAAGAUGAGAAGCCAAGUGAUAUGAAAGAAUCAGAGUGGAGUACAAUCCAGAAGAAGGCUGUCAGCACAAUUCGGUUGGCACUGUCCCCACAGAUUAAAGUGACAGUGCUGAAAGAGACAUCACCAAAGAAGCUGUGGGAAACGUUGGAGAGCAAGUGCUAUUACUGUGAAAAGUUGGGUCACACGAAGAACGGUUGUCCAGAACUCAAGGAGGACUUGCAGAUCCUAAAGGAGAAGAAGGACAAAUCGAAGGAAGCUUCUUUCGCAAAUGUGAUCACUUAUGAAGAUGAUCUCCUCUGAAGAUAAGAGUACUGCUGGACAGAAGAUUCUGCAGGAUGGGAGUAUCGCUGCAGAAAUCGCAAAUGAUGUAGGACUUUGAAUUAAGGGGAGAUUUGUUG